Messenger RNA from Ictalurus furcatus (blue catfish), 1264 nucleotides. RefSeq names its product FERM domain-containing protein 5-like. The transcript is spliced from 2 exons. Bases 358 to 1122 code for a protein of 254 amino acids. The record is from RefSeq and is a predicted model, not a curated record. Lineage: Eukaryota; Metazoa; Chordata; Actinopteri; Siluriformes; Ictaluridae.
UUAUUAUUUAUUAUACUACACCAUGAGUGUUAAUAUAUCGUAGUAAAUAUUAGUUCUUUGAAAUGUGGAUAAAUCUUAAAACUAUCCAUCUCAUUUUGGGUCACACAGACAUAACAUGACAGUGACAUAAGAUUUGUGCUCUCCAUCUAUUAUUACUGCUGCUAUAAAUAGCAAGAGCUCCAGCUGUGCACUCAGAACAGGAGGAGGAGCAAACUAGUGAGUGCUCACAUGUCCAGUGUUUGACCCAACUGCUUUCUUUCUCCAUUACUCCCCUCUUGCUCCCACACAAACACACAACAAAAUCAUACCCUGAUCAGAGAGUUUCUCACACAUACACACACACACUCACAAAACACCAUGGUGAAGUGUCUGAUCCGGAUCAAGACGAAGGUCAACGUUCACCUGCGGAUGAUUAAUCACUGUUACCGGGAUGUGAAGGUGCGGGUGCUGACGUUGGGACCCAGACUUCUGGGUAACGUUUUGGGUGCUCUGCCCAUCAUACCCUCUCUACCGGAGUCCAGUAACACCUCUGGGAUCAGCCUCUCCCCAUAUGGACGAAGCCACAGAGCCACAGAUUCGCUACAUGUCGGCAGUCACUCUAUACCUGAGCACUCCGUCUCGAGUAGCACUUCAUUAUUGAGCGCACACAACAGUGGUCCAGAGGGUCAGAAUGGAGAAGCAAUAUAUUCAGAAGGAUCUAACAUGCCCUCCAGUGAUGUGUUACCCACACCAGAAUUCAAAGGCACACAUGACCAGGAUGUGAGGGAUCCAGAAUCAGUCCUUCUGAAAGGAGGUACAUUGGCCCACAGUGAAAGCCAUAAGCCUAGAGGGAGAGCAUCUCACCUGGGAAAACUCAAAGCCCACACUGGUGGCAUGGAGACACAGCAGGCUCGUGAGGUGAUGGGCAUGUUGGCACGGUUGGUCUUAGUGAUGCUUGCUCUGCUCUUGGUCCUCCUCCUGCUUCUCGUCGCUCUAACAGAAUCCAAACUUGACGUGUCUUUUCUGAGAGACAUCCGCGAGACACCUGAAUUCCAGCAACUCCACUAUGCCUACUUUUGUCCACUGAGACGCUGGAUAACCUGCACACUGCGGUGGAUAGGGGUCCGUCUCAUAAAGGAGUAAUGUGAUAAUGAGCCUCUAUAUAUUUUUCUCUUCUCUCUGAUUGUAUAGUAUUUUAUUUUAUUUUACAUAUUUAUUGCUGCUACUGUAGUAAAUAAGAACCUCUUCCUCCAAAAGAAAAAAAAGAAAAAUAUAUAUAUAUACA